UUAGUAUCUUACUGCUCUACAAGUAAGAAAUCUUCACAAAUUUGGACUUGCAAUCCUCACUUUGGGCAUUCCUGCUGAUGUUAAAACACUGGAUACAUUGGCAAUAUGGUAAUGAAAACUACAGUCACAAUUCUUCUGUUUUUGAGUCUUUUUGGACUGAACAACAGCCUGUACAGGAAACACUAUUAUGUGAAUGACAGGAUGAAGUGGUCAGAUGCACAGCAGUACUGCAAAAAUCAUUAUGAUGACCUAUCCACUGUACGCAAUGAAGAACUGCAACCGCUCACUGCUAAUGCACAGAUCACUAAUUAUUAUUGGAUUGGACUUAGAAAAACUUCACUAUCUUCACAGUGGACAUGGACCGGAGGUGAGGUUGCAACUGAUGUCAUGUGGGAAAACAGUGAACCAGAUUAUAACCUUGAAUUUUGUUGUGCUGUCGGAAGUUCCUCUUCAAAAGUGCAUAAUGUUGACUGUGAUUGGUCCUUACCAUUUUAUUGUAUGGAGGUCUUUGAGCUGAUCCUGGUGCGGCAGGAACACACAUGGGAAGAGGCCGUGAAUUACUGCAGACAAAAGUACAAAGAUCUGGCCAUACUGAACUCAGAUGAAAUGAUGAAGGAUGCAAAGGUUACGAGCACAGAAGCACUGACAGAUGAUGUGUGGAUUGGUCUGCGCUUUAUUGCUGGCAACUGGGUUUGGGUAAAUGGAGAAAAUCUUCAAUAUAAGGGCUGGUCUUCAGGGGAAGAGCUCCAGUGCCCUGCCAUGAAUCAGCGCUGUGCAGUUCUGAACCGUAAUAGUAUGCUUUGGAAACCAGUGGACUGUGAGCAGAGAUUCAACUUUUUCUGUAUCAAUAAAUAGUGUAAUGAAAUAUCCGAUUUAUUUGAUGAUGACAAGCCUAAAUUAGA
Labeo rohita (rohu) is the source of this 902-nucleotide messenger RNA. Its product is annotated as putative C-type lectin domain family 20 member A. The transcript has a single exon. NCBI's taxonomy places the organism in Eukaryota, Metazoa, Chordata, Actinopteri, Cypriniformes, Cyprinidae. The coding region runs from base 106 to 855 and encodes 249 amino acids. The record is from RefSeq and is a predicted model, not a curated record.